AUGAGGGACUAUUUGAACAGUCCCCAUGAAGAGAGAGGCAAAGAGACGCAUAUCAUCUUCAAGGACUUGGACAAUUUUGAUAAAGCCAUGAAGAAAGCUUUCGGCACCGUCGACGAAAAUCGUGCUGCAGAACAUACUUGGACUUCAAGAACUUCAUCAGAAGGGAUCAGCCUCCGACUAUGCAGUCCACUUCAGGCAGCUAGCCUCGAAGCUGGACCGGGACGAAGCGCCAAGGAACUCUAUACCGCAGAUCAAAGCCAAUGCCGAAGAUGA
Messenger RNA from Drechmeria coniospora, 273 nucleotides. RefSeq lists its product as uncharacterized. The transcript has a single exon. Lineage: Eukaryota; Fungi; Ascomycota; Sordariomycetes; Hypocreales; Ophiocordycipitaceae. Bases 1 to 273 code for a protein of 90 amino acids. The record is from RefSeq and is a predicted model, not a curated record.